UUUUUAAGAGCUACAAUGAAGAGAUCAUUCCUCGUAAUCGCUGGCCUUUUGGCUUUCAUGUUAAUGGUCACCUUAACGGAGUCAAAAUCAGGAGGAAGAAAGUCCACGGAGAAUGACGAAUCCCACACGAAGAUGAAUCAAAAGCACGAGGAAGAACUCGAAGAGGAACCAGAAGCCGAGCAUUAUUUCUCCAGUGCAUCUGGUGAAGGUCAGUGAAUCUACCAAAGCCUUUAUCGAUUUUCUAAUUAAGUAACAAUAUCCUGUGUGGCACUGAGGCGUUUGAAAGGAAAAGAAAAUAGGGGCAAUUAAGGUGAGCGAGCACGUAAAGCUGAAAUGGAUACAGAUCUUCAAGCAAGUGGGGGUCCCUUUCAGCCAUGACCCUAAGACAAGAAAGGGGCCCCGGCCUCAAAAAUUAUUGGGACCUUACGAAACUACGACGGCAAUGUCAACAGGAACUUCAAAAAGGCAACAUGUUUAAAAAGCAAAACAACGCUUUUUUGUAGAUUCUCCGUCGUCCUUGUACAACUGCGGGGUAAAAUGACCAAAGUUUAGCUUCAAGAUUAAGUUCUCUUGAGAACGGGAACGGCAAGGUGAUAAGUUUUACAGUCUAACCUCUCCUUACGGACACCUCUCUAUUACGGACAUAACUGCCACAUAAUAUUUAAAAGGUUCAUAUUCAUUCAGUAGACAGUAGAUAUUCAGCCAAACAACUGUGCUUGUCAUAACUUCAGAUCAGAUGUAUUAUUCAAAAACUGUAUCAUUAAAAGGAUCAUUAACACCUCAGACUGGGGUGAUCUGACAAUGUUAGCAAUCAAAUUUCACUUAAAUGAAAUCUGACUGGUUGCAACACUACAAUUUCUUGAAUACUAUUUGCAAAAAUGGUUUUUCUUUAACUGUGAGGCAAAACAGGGCCUACCUUGACUGCAAAUCGCACAAAAUUGUACUUCUGUAAAAAACUAAAAACACCUCAUGAAAUAUGUCUUAAAUAAAUAAAUUAAAAACCAUACAUUCCCUACCUCUAUAAUACGGACACCUCUGUAAAGCAGACACUUGGUUCUGUCCCUUUGGUGUCCGUAUUAAAGACGUUUGGCUGUAUUUCUCAACCUGCGGGCUUCACUGUGACCUAAAAUAAGGUGGGGACCCGGGUCCUUCGCUCCCGCCAGAUGGGCCAAUAUUAAGGGAAUUCGAGGGAGGAGGGCGGAAAUCGAUGUGAUUAUUUGAAUAAAACAUUUCUUACGCCGGGUAGUGUCUGUUUGUAAGUACAACACGAAAAUUAGAAUCUUUCCUAUCUUUCCUACUUUUGAUCUGUCCUUUGGAAGGAGUUUAAUCAAGUGACGUGAGAAAUAGUAUAGAGCAACAAACUGUUAUGUACCUCAAUUGCAAGGAGAAUAUCCGGGCAACUUGCUAAGCGCUCAAAUUUAAAAAAAAAACCUAACUAGUAAAGUCAUGUAAAAAGACAGAUACAACUUGUCUGACCCAACAAACGGUCUUAACUUAAUUUAGAUAGACCUAAAUUAGAGUUUUAUUCGUCUCAUGAAAAGUUCGACGUUUGUUUGGCCUAGGCCUUAGACCCUAACGGUCCAACACUUAUCCUUCCAUAUUUUACCUCAAUUGGCAACGAAUGCAUCAACACACAAAUAUCAACAUUUGAUCAUCGAAUAUGGUCAAAGCGAACAUGGAUGAUUGUUUUGUUUUGAUUGUUACCCCAACGUGGGAAAUUUAAGAGUCAAGCCUUACUCAGCGCUUUGCUUCACAUUUAUUGCAUUCUGUUUUCCCGAAGCCUUAUUCUCCACACAAAUUCAAAAGCUUUUAUAACCGGUUAUUAACCAGUCACAUCUUUCAAUCCAACACAAGUUCUUACUCUAGUCUUGAAACUAUCGUGAAAUUUUUGGAAAAGAUCUACCAUGUCCUUAUGAUUUAACAAUUUUUAUUUUUCAGGUUCGGGACACAAGUCUGACCCGAAUAUGGCGCCAUACCCAAGACCAUACCCUUACCCUUACCCUUAU
Molecule: messenger RNA, 2006 nt
Organism: Porites evermanni
Lineage: Eukaryota; Metazoa; Cnidaria; Anthozoa; Scleractinia; Poritidae
Source: the annotation of a GenBank genome assembly